This is a messenger RNA of Talaromyces rugulosus, 3753 nucleotides long. RefSeq lists its product as uncharacterized. The coding region runs from base 1 to 3753 and encodes 1250 amino acids. NCBI's taxonomy places the organism in Eukaryota, Fungi, Ascomycota, Eurotiomycetes, Eurotiales, Trichocomaceae. The record is from RefSeq and is a predicted model, not a curated record. The transcript has a single exon.
AUGUCUUUCGCCAAUUUCCUACCUCGACAGAAGAAGAGCAGCAAGGCGACUGUUGCAGGGCCAUUGGCCGACAGUGAACAAAAUGGGAUGAAGCAAAGUUUGUCGAAAUUCAAAUCUAGCAAGCAGCUCAAGCAAAACAACGCAAAGAAGCACUCGGCUGAUCUGGCACGGCCCAAGCUUGAGCAACGCUUCUCGCAAUCCGAGACGGCACUGGCUCGAUUACCGUUGAACCGGAGUGCCAGCGAAGAAGGGCCCGUUGCUCCUAAUUCGCAGCCGGAUAUUCUGGCCGAUCAACAAGACCGGAACGUUUUGCGGCUGUCAUCUUAUUUGCUCGACGAUGAUUGUCUGAAUCUGUCGGCCUUGGCGCUUGAGAUGCCAGAAUUCGGCCCUUCUUUUGGUAUGGAAGAGGUGCUCAAUGACCCGGGCAAAGACGCUUCACAACAACCUCUGCAAGGAUCACAACUACCCACGCAACAAUCACAACAACCUUCGAAAGAAUCGCAACAACCUCCGCGAGAAUCGCUGCAACCUACCUCGACAUCCUCUACCCCCGACACCUGGGAUCGCCAUUCCUCAUACUACAGCCCGGCCUCAUCGACGUCGAGCCUCUCCGAUUUUUCCACCGGUAACACACCUGUCGACAAGCCGGCCGCCCAACUGCAAAAAGCAUUUACAGUGGCCAACCCGGCCAGGAAACCGACCUUUGACCAAAGCACGCCGCCGCAGCACCCGACCCAGAGGAGGACAAACUCAUCAUCCGACUUGAAAAACAAGCCUCUGCCCAAAGUGCCCUCGCCGCCUCGGAUCACGGUCCCCAAAGAGCCCCUGGCACGCGCACCCAACCACAUCGUCCAUCUAAUGUCGAGGUACUCGCCGCGGGAGGUGGACGAGUCGCCCGUCGACAAGUUCUUCAAGCCUCGACUGUCGGCGGAUGACGAUAAAAAGACGAUCUCGCCGGCGAACUACGACGAUCUGGAAUCCGAGCUGGACCGCAUCAUCGGCGAGUCGCGCCAGGAGCAGAGCAUGCCGUCGCCGCGACCGCCGGUGGAAGUUGAAGAUGUGGACGUGGUUGCGCCGUUGAGGGUGAGCAUUGGCGGGCGGAAGAGCACUAGCUCCCCGGAGCCGCCCAAGGCUCAGAGCCAGCGCGGGAGAUCCAGCACGGCCGGCUCCUUCAGCCUUUUCCCGCCUACCAACAACAACAACAACAACAACAACAACAUCAACAUCAACAUCAUCAAAACAACUGCUCCAUCAUCGCCGCCGCGUCCACCGCCCACGCACACUCGCCUCGAGUCCAACUCGUCCGCCGAGUCGGAUGUCUCCAGCCUCCCCACCAUGGAGCCCAGCAGCCAGUGCCCCGUGUCGUCUACCAAGGGCGUCGGCCGCAAGUUGCGAUACUCGCUGCGUCUGCCGCGCCGCCAGAAGACUACCCAGGCGCGGCGACAGCGCGAGGAUCCUGCGGAUGGUGCGAGCGUCUUGGUGACGCUCGAGGACGACCAGGCCGCGCUGGCCAAGAGCACCGACCGGUACAUCGAUGCCCAAAUCGCAAAGGCGCUGGACGUGGCCAUUGAGGAGCAGGCCGAACUGGAAGACAGCGGCUCGGACGGCGAGGACAACAAAAAACCAGCACCCACCAACAAUGGUGAAACAGACGAAUGGUCGACCAUCUACCCGCUCAAGGCGGUUAAGAAACUGGGCAUUCCUUUGAUGAGCAGCAGCCACAUUCCCCGCCUCACGUCGUCGGACAAUGAAAAGGCCCUCCGCCUGCAGCUGCCCAAGCUCAACACGGCGGCUUCCAACGCCCUCGUCCAGUCUCAGAUCAUCCCACAGCCACCACGGGCCGCCGCCAGCGUCAAGAACUAUCCUGAAACUCCAGACGAUGUGGGGCUGCAUACGCGGUCCUUUAUCAUGGACUCCCCACCAGCCCAGUCACCGAUUGACGAGGAGGGAGAAGAAGAAGUAGCCGGCGCACCCAAGGAAGAUGCUAUGCCACACAGUGACAAAAUAUUCAUCUCUCUCAACCGAAUGGAGACUGUUACCGAGGAGGUACCGCUGGCGCUGGCCCGGCCAUCCCAGUCCCGCAAUCUACACCCACAACGCCAAUCUAUGCUCUACGAGCUGGAUGGAAAUGGCUCCACUCCUAUCGUCGCGUCCCCGGGGCCUUUUGAGAACGUUAAUCUUCCGAUGCCGUCCCGAAUGCCCGAGAAGGUUGUUAUGGCACUGAUGAUGAACGUGAGCAAUCUCGAUCAACUAUUCAACUACGCCCUGCUCAACAAACAAUUCUACUGGGUCUUCAAGAGAAGCGAACUUUCAUUGAUUAAGAACGCCCUUUUCCAGAUGAGCCCUCCCGCCUGGGAACUGCGGGAGAUGAGUCCGCCCUGGACUGAAGAGUUGCAAAGUAUACAAGACCCAGAUGCCACUGUUCCGGAAUAUACCCCGACAUCGUACCUACGGCAUUACGGUCGCGACAUGAUCAACCUAGCCAAACUCAAAUCUUUGAUCCUCGCGCGCUGUGGCACUUUUGUCCGUCCAGAGACGGUCGGCGGAUUAGCAGGCAGCGACGAACUCCGCGCGGACGAGAUCGACGAAGCCUUCUGGCGCAUUUGGACAUUUUGCCGAAUCUUUGGCUGUGGAAAGAACCGAGAAGCCGACGUCAAAGGCCAAAUGGACUGGUUGAAUGGUGGCGUUGUUGCUAACGGGAACAAGGCCGGGGCUACAGUUUUCAUGCCGGAGCCAUCUUUCAGCAUGAACAACGUGCUCUUUGACCCGCCUGCAGGGUUUGGCAUUGGUAAUGGAAGCGGGUUGACCCAUGGUCAACUGUACGACAUGAUGGAAAUCUGGAAUUGCCUUAGUGUUCUUGUCCAGGUCAUGCACGGCGAAAGCAAAGAGGCUCGCAAGGCCGGUGUGUUCGAAGGCAUGGAUAUUUCACUUGGCGACAUCCCCAAGGAAGAUAGUAUGCUUGAGGAGUGGACUUCCUAUAUCCUAACACUCGGGCCAUCGGCGCUAGUUGCCUUGAGCUCGGUUUGCCCGAAUGACUCGGCCCAGGCCACGUUUGCCAAGGCCAAGCAGAUGGGCGUGACCAAAUGGGAGCCUCCAGAGCCUGGUUCUAGUCGACAACCAUUCCUUCGUGAAGCGAUUGCUCGUACAUACGAGACCAGGAUCGCCCCACAGCAGACCACGCCCCCACAGCAACAGCAACAGCAACAGACAAGCAACGGUGGAUCCCCGGUGCGGAGAAGUAAUCCACCACCUACCAGCGAACCCCGAACCAGCUAUAGCAUGAGCCACAAUGCCCGAGAGCCAGGACGUCGCCCCGAUUUGGCAAUCAUGAAUGAAGACAACUCGGUAUCACAAUUCUACAAUAACGACAACAACUAUGUUCCUCCAUACACCCCGUCCAACCAAGAAUCAUUUCCUGUUUCUCACGGCCCGCCCCCGCGGUACUCUGCACUUUCAACCUUUAUUGAUCCUGUCGACAAAGCCAUUGCCAUGAUGGUUAAUGACCUUGGCUUCAGCGAACACGAUGCCAAGUGGGCUCUGAAAAUCACCGACACUGGAGACAUGCUUGAUAUCGAAGCUGCCAUCCGCCUGCUCACCAAAGAGCGCAAGAAGAGGACCAAAGGAAAGGUGUCCCAGUUGUGGAGAACGGGCUCAAACAACAACAGUGGUGAUGAGAGUGGCCCAGAGAAUCUCGUUGAUCCGCUUGUCAACGCACCCAAACACAGUAGUGGUGCAGGCUGGAGAUGGGCUUGA